ACACAAAACACAAAAGUUCAAAAGAAUCAAAACACAACUUUUUUUCGGUUUCCUUCAGCUGAAUCAGCUCCGCGCCGCCGCCCCUUCUUCUUCCUCCCGCAGUCCCGCUGGACUCCUGGACCCGCUCGAGUCGACGCUCUCUCUCUCAGUCUCUCUAGUCUCUGCUCUACGCUCGGCUCUCGCUGCCGACUGCCGACAUCGCAACGCUCUCCCCGUCUCUCUGCCGCUCUCUCUUUCUCUCUCUCUUCCGCCGAUUUCGCAUCCGGUACCGCCGGUUCCAAUGGCGACAUUAAGAAAUCUGAAAAUCAAGACAGGAACUUGUAAACGUAUUGUUAAAGAGUUGCAUUCAUAUGAGAAAGAGGUUGAGAGAGAAGCUGCAAAAACGGCAGACAUGAAGGAGAAAGGAGCUGACCCUUAUGACCUUAAGCAACAGGAGAAUGUGCUGGCUGAGUCAAGGAUGAUGGUACCUGAUUGUCGCAAGCGCCUGGAGGCCUCAUUAUCUGAGCUGAAAGGAACUUUGGCUGAGCUGGAGGAGUCGAACCAAAAGGAAGGCGCAGAAAUUGAGGAAGCACGAAGCACUAUAGCGGAGGUUGAACAGUUCUUUCAAACAACUGAAGCCUAGUGUUGGAAGCUUUCAUUAAGGGUACCAUUAAUGGAGGAGUUUUGAGUUUGUUUGUCCCAUUAAUGGCAGUUUGGCAUGGAGGGAGUGCAUUUUGAUGGGUUUUGGAACCUUGGUUUUCUGGAAGCCGUGUUGUCUCUUGUCUUGUGUUGGCGUGUCACAAAAACUUAAAAGCUAUUGUACGUAUAGAAUAUUUGCUUGCCAGUUAUUGUAUCUUAUUUUAUUUCUAGCCUAUUGUGAAUCAAA
Molecule: messenger RNA, 865 nt
Organism: Alnus glutinosa
Lineage: Eukaryota; Viridiplantae; Streptophyta; Magnoliopsida; Fagales; Betulaceae
Product: tubulin-folding cofactor A
Exons: 4
Coding region: 281-622 (113 amino acids)
Biological process (GO): tubulin complex assembly; post-chaperonin tubulin folding pathway
Cellular component (GO): cytosol; microtubule cytoskeleton
Molecular function (GO): beta-tubulin binding
Source: RefSeq, a predicted model, not a curated record